This is a messenger RNA of Naegleria lovaniensis, 3558 nucleotides long. RefSeq lists its product as uncharacterized. Gene Ontology annotation, biological process: sister chromatid cohesion. Gene Ontology annotation, cellular component: nucleus; cohesin complex; chromatin. The record is from RefSeq and is a predicted model, not a curated record. Gene Ontology annotation, molecular function: chromatin binding. NCBI's taxonomy places the organism in Eukaryota, Heterolobosea, Eutetramitea, Acrasida, Naegleriidae. The transcript has a single exon. Bases 1 to 3558 code for a protein of 1185 amino acids.
AUGCCGGCAAGAAAAAAGACCAGUUCGAAGAAGCAAAAAGCCUCAUCCGAGAGCGGUAAAAGAAAAAGAAGAGACGAAGAGGAAGAAGAGGAAGAAAGUGAUAGCGAUCAAGAGGUGAGAGUAGUCAUUUCUGAUGCCAGUGAUGAUGAAGAGGAAGCAUCAGAGCCCGAAGAACCAUCAUCAGAAGAGGAUGAUGCUUUCAAGGAAGACGAGAAAGAUCAAGAUUUCCAACCUCCAAGAACAUCAAGAAAGAAAAGCACUUCUACAAGAAAAAAGAAAAAAGAUACAUCAUCAACAACUCCUAAGAAAAAGAAGCUAAAGACUGGCUCAUCAAAGAAGAGUAAAUCAAGUGAAUCCACAAAGAAAAAAAAGGCCAAAAAAGAGGAGCUAGAGGAAGAUAUGGUUGUUUUGAAUGAAGACAAAGAAUCAUUAUUUGCAACUGUUCGUCAAGAAAGCUCAGCUAUCAGAGACACUGUUGAUGGAUGGCAAGAACGAUUCGAAACCAGCAAAGCCAAAGCAACAGUCGAAUUGAUUGUUUUUGUUUUACAUUCGUCAGGGGCAAAAGGUGACCUUGUUUUCAACGGAAAAAAGCUCAAAUCUGAAGAUUCCAAAGCUAUUCAAAAAGUAAUUGAUGAUGUUAUUGAAAAAUUCAUUCCUGACAAGCUUCAAGUUUAUCCAAUCGUCAAUAACCAUCCUUCAUUGAAACAUUUUAGAAAAAACUUUGGUGAAUUUUGGAACACAUUUGUUGAUGUUGCAAAGGAAGGAGGUCAACUUUAUGACGAGUUUAUUCGAGAACAUUUUUUGAGAUGGUUGACUUUUAUGACAACAUCCACUUGCAGAGCACUUCGUCACACUUCAACAUUGGCAAUUUAUCAAAUUGCUUCUGCUGUAAUUGAGGCUAAGAAAUCUGAGAGCAAAACACUUGCUAAAUUACAAAAACAAUCUAAAGCAGCUGCAAAGAGCAAGGAUAAGAAAAAAGAAAAAGAACUGUCAGCCAUGUGUGAACAGUAUCAAGAGAAGACAAAUACUCUUGAAAAGAUAGCAGCUGACAUUUUUAUGCAAGUAUUUACAAAAAGAUAUCGAGAUUCUUGUGAUGAUAUUCGAGCAUUGUCACUUCUACAAGCAUCUGAAUGGAUUAUUGACUCUCCAGAUCAAUUUUUGAAUGACAACUCUUUGAAAUACUUUGGCUGGAUGCUAAACGAUACCGAAGAAAGCGUAAGAAAGGUUGCUAUUCAAAUUCUAGACAAGUUCUAUAGUAAGAAAGAUUGGAAAGAUCAACUAGCAAACUUUACAAAGCAAUAUUCUGGAAGAUUUGUAGAUUUAUCACGAGAUGUCUCCGUCUCUGUUGCUGUUGAAGCUUUGAAGUUCCUGACUACUCUUCUUCAAAACGGCUAUUUGAAUAGUUCUCAAAUCGAUACUGUGAGCAAACUGAUAUUCGACGAGGUUGCCAGUAUUAGAUUUUAUGCAGGAAAGUUUGUCUACUACUAUCUGUUGUCCAAGAACGAAAAAGAGCCUUCAAAAUCCAAGAAAAAGGCCAAGAAAGGUGGUGUCAGUCUCGAAAAUAUUCUUGAUUUUAUUUCUGAACAUGUUGAAAAUUAUCCAAUGGCUGCAUAUUAUCUUGUAGAUACAUUAUGGAGCACCUCUGAUGAGGUUUUACGAGAUUACAAGACCAUCUGUUCUAUGAUUAACGAAGAAGAAGGAGAUGCACUCACUCUCAUUAAAUUAUUGAACGCAUCUAUCAAGAAGUUGAAGGGACAACUCAACAGCAUCACAAGCGCCAGCGAUAACGUAAAGGUGAGCAACAAAUCGAAACUAACAACAAAAGAGACUGAAGAUGAAGUAGAGGAACUCACAGGUGUUUUAGCUCCAUCUCUGUCCGCCAUGAUUGAUAAGUACAGAACUGAACCUGAAAUAGUGAGCGAGCUUGUAGAGAUUCCACAAUUUCUUGAUUUAAAGAGUUAUCCAGAAAGCCAUUUCUCCAAAUUACUGAAAUCUUUGAAGGAAGUUUUGAACAAGAGUGUUUCUCCAUAUGUUUACAUGGAAGUUGCAAAGACCUUCAAGUAUCUCAUCAAAGACCAUGAUGAUUAUCCACUAAAAUCAGAAGCCGAAGUACAAUAUAAUGAAUUGAUGAGAGAGACGUCAUCACAAUUGAAGGACGCUGUGCGUGCACUCAACAAUGAAGAGGAACCAACGUCCGAUAUUUUAGCAACUCUCAACAGAAUUAGAGCAUUCAGUAAGGUCGUGGGAACAUCCCAAGUUAUUUCAGACGAUGUUUUACUUGCGGAUUUAGACAAGAUUUUAGACUCUAAAGUUGUUGAAAUUGGAAUGUCCCAAACUGAUGAAACUCAAGCUAACGAAGAAGAAGUUGAUGAAGUCACUCCUCUUAUUAUCAACAUCAUCUUUGACGAUUUAUAUUGGACAUUACAAGACGUGCUUGCUAAGAAAGAUUCACGCAAUCAACUUGAAAAGACAUACUUUACCAAACAAGAAAAUUUAGCAAAACACCUCUUUUACAUUUUAGAAAAUGGAAAAGUCUCUUCUCCUGUUACUAGAACUUCAUACUCAUUACUCUCAAACAUUUUUGUCAUGGCCAGUCCAGUUGUGGUCGGAUCAAGCUCAAUGGUUUUAGUUUUGGGUAAAGAGAGAAUGGCAAUCUUGACUAAAUACUUGCAAAAGGCAAUGGAAUCACUCCAACGUGAAUAUACCAAGUAUGAUAAGAAGAAGAAAGAUGGCGAUGAAGAGGAAGAAGAAGAAGACGAAGAGAAAAAGAGAGCCAGAUUGGAAAAACUUAAAGUUACCAGAACACUCAUUUCUGAUACGUUACUUGGAUUAUCUAGAGCUAUUAUUGCCAAAGCUAUCAGUGAUGACUUUGCUUCCCAUAUUCUUUCGUACUUUGUUAGAACCAAGAUACCUGUUGUUGAAGAAAUUGUGAAGAGAUUCCAUCAUGAACUCAAGAAUACCAGUGAAGAAAAAUUAUGGCAAUACGAGUUUGAUGCUCUCAAGAUUUUGCAUUCUGAGUAUUUGGAUAAGGUUGAACAAGAGGAAGAAAAGAGUGUUUUAAAGAAGGCAAUUAAGGACAUUGAAGAAUUAGGUUCCAGACUCAGCAAGUCUCACUUCCCAGGAAAAGAUGUUCAUCAUAUUGAAACUCUAGUCCAAAACACAAUUAAUUUUGUUUUUGAUGACAUUAAUCAAAACCAUACAUUCUUACUUGGCAUUAUGAAAUACAGACUGAAAGCCAUUCCAGAUACAAAGCGUAAAGAAUUUUUGGCCACAGUUGUAAGAAAGAUCGAACAAACCGAAGAUGUUGAAAAGGCGGCCAAGGAAAAUGUGGAGAGUUUCAAGGAGAUGUUGACCGUGAGUAGUAAGAAUAAGGACAAGUCAGAUGAAACUGAUGAUGAACGAGAAAAGGCACCUGAGGAAGACAAAACUCAAAUUGAUGAGCACGAGGAACAAAACGAGGAUGAUAACAAGAUGAGGGAUGAAGAUGACACUCAAAUCUCUGAAACAAAAGAAAACGAAGAGGAUGAAGAACUGAUUUCGAGCAAACCUAGAAAAUAA